Terrapene triunguis (Three-toed box turtle) is the source of this 4682-nucleotide messenger RNA. It is a transcript of the gene ATP9A, whose product is annotated as ATPase phospholipid transporting 9A (putative). Lineage: Eukaryota; Metazoa; Chordata; Testudines; Emydidae. Gene Ontology annotation, molecular function: ATP hydrolysis activity; ATP binding; ATPase-coupled intramembrane lipid carrier activity. The transcript has 28 exons. The coding region runs from base 172 to 3234 and encodes 1020 amino acids. Gene Ontology annotation, biological process: endocytosis; retrograde vesicle-mediated transport, Golgi to endoplasmic reticulum; phospholipid translocation. The record is from RefSeq and is a predicted model, not a curated record. Gene Ontology annotation, cellular component: plasma membrane; endosome; trans-Golgi network.
GAGGAGAUUGGGAGAGCAAAUUCUUCAGGAUGAGUAUGGAAUUCCAAAUGACCACCAAAUCAGCAGGAGAGCGACAGAAUUGUUCUGUGUUCAUUAUGGAGCUGGAGACAGAAGGAACUGUACAAGUUUAGAGCCUGGUCAGGAACCAUAUGCAAAAGGUGUUGUGAGUGUAUGAGAUGCUGCGGAAGAAGAGACCCAAGGCCUCGUACGGUUUGGCUUGGCCAUCCAGAAAAAAGAGACCAGAGAUACCCUCGCAAUGUGAUCAACAAUCAGAAAUACAACUUUUUUACAUUUCUUCCUGGGGUGCUGUUUAACCAGUUCAAAUACUUUUUUAAUCUUUACUUCUUACUUCUGGCCUGCUCUCAAUUUGUCCCUGAAAUGAGGCUUGGUGCACUUUACACGUAUUGGGUUCCCUUGGGUUUUGUGCUUGCAGUUACCAUCAUUCGCGAGGCAGUGGAGGAGAUCAGAUGUUACACACGCGACAAGGAAGUAAACUCCCAGAUCUACAGCAAGCUCACAGCAAGAGGAACUGUGAAGGUGAAGAGUUCUAGUAUCCAAGUAGGGGACCUUCUCAUCGUUGAAAAGAACCAGCGGGUCCCUGCUGACAUGAUCUUCCUGAGGACGUCAGAAAAGAAUGGAUCUUGCUUCCUCCGGACUGAUCAGCUAGAUGGUGAAACAGACUGGAAGCUGCGACUGCCAGUUGCCUGCACUCAGAGAUUACCCACCGCUUCUGACCUUCUUCAAAUCCGAUCCUAUGUGUAUGCAGAAGAGCCCAAUAUUGACAUACAUAAUUUUGUGGGGACCUUCACCAGAGAAGACAGUGACCCUCCAGUGAAUGAAAGCCUAAGCAUAGAAAACACCCUCUGGGCCAGCACAGUGAUUGCAUCUGGCACAGUUGUGGGAGUUGUUCUUUACACAGGGAGGGAACUGCGCAGUGUCAUGAACACUUCAAAUCCACGAAGUAAGAUUGGACUAUUUGACUUGGAAGUGAACUGCCUCACCAAAAUCUUGUUCGGAGCCCUUGUGGUGGUCUCGCUUGUCAUGGUGGCCCUCCAGCAUUUCGCAGGCCGCUGGUAUCUUCAGAUCAUACGAUUCCUCCUCCUGUUUUCAAACAUCAUUCCUAUUAGCUUACGUGUGAACCUGGAUAUGGGGAAAAUAGUCUACAGCUGGAUGAUCCGUAGGGAUUCCAAAAUUCCUGGGACAGUGGUUCGAUCCAGCACUAUUCCAGAGCAGCUCGGAAGGAUAUCCUAUUUACUUACAGACAAAACAGGAACUCUCACACAGAAUGAGAUGGUUUUUAAAAGGCUUCACCUUGGGACAGUAGCCUAUGGACUGGACUCCAUGGAUGAAGUGCAGAGCCAUAUAUUUAGUAUAUAUACGCAGCAGUCACAAGACCCACCUGCUUUAAAAGGCCCCACCCUUGCCACCAAAGUACGUAAAACCAUGAGUAGCCGUGUUCACGAGGCUGUGAAAGCGAUUGCCCUCUGCCACAACGUGACACCAGUGUAUGAAUCUAAUGGCGUGACAGAUCAGGCUGAAGCUGAGAGACAUUAUGAAGACUCCUGCAGGGUGUACCAGGCUUCCAGUCCUGACGAGGUGGCCCUGGUACAGUGGACUGAAAGUGUAGGCUUAACACUGGUUGGCAGAGAUCAAUCCUCCAUGCAGCUGAGGACACCUGGUGGUCAGAUACUAAACUUCACCAUCCUCCAGAUCUUUCCAUUUACUUAUGAAAGUAAACGUAUGGGAAUCAUCGUUAGGGAUGAGUCAACGGGAGAAAUCACUUUCUACAUGAAGGGAGCCGACGUUGUCAUGGCUGGCAUCGUGCAGUACAAUGACUGGCUAGAGGAAGAGUGUGGUAACAUGGCUAGGGAAGGCCUGAGGGUUCUUGUUGUAGCGAAGAAGUCCCUGACUGAGGAGCAGUAUCAAGACUUUGAAGCACGCUAUGUUCAGGCGAAGCUAAGUGUGCACGAUCGCUCACUGAAGGUAGCCACUGUGAUUGAGAGCCUGGAAAUGGAGAUGGAGCUGCUGUGUCUGACUGGAGUGGAGGAUCAGCUGCAGACGGAUGUCAGACCCACUCUGGAGACCCUGAGAAAUGCUGGCAUUAAGGUGUGGAUGCUGACAGGGGAUAAGCUAGAAACAGCUACUUGUACAGCGAAGAAUGCUCAUUUGGUAACCAGAACCCAGGACAUUCAUAUAUUCAGAUUGGUGACUAACCGUGGAGAAGCUCAUUUGGAGCUGAAUGCGUUCCGUCGGAAACAUGACUGUGCGCUUGUGAUUUCUGGUGACUCGCUAGAGGUGUGUCUGAAAUAUUAUGAGUACGAGUUUAUGGAGUUAGCUUGCCAGUGUCCUGCCGUGAUAUGCUGCCGAUGUGCCCCCACACAGAAGGCCCAGAUUGUGCGCUUGCUCCAGGAAAGAACUGGCAAACUGACCUGCGCUGUAGGUGAUGGAGGGAAUGAUGUCAGCAUGAUUCAGGAGGCUGACUGCGGUGUUGGGGUUGAAGGAAAGGAAGGAAAACAAGCAUCCCUUGCAGCAGAUUUCUCUAUCACUCAGUUUAAACAUCUGGGCCGGUUACUGAUGGUGCAUGGAAGGAACAGCUACAAAAGAUCUGCAGCUCUCAGCCAGUUUGUGAUCCACAGAAGCUUGUGUAUCAGCACGAUGCAGGCUGUCUUCUCAUCGGUGUUUUACUUUGCAUCAGUUCCUCUCUACCAGGGUUUCCUCAUUAUUGGGUAUUCCACAAUCUAUACAAUGUUUCCAGUCUUCUCUCUGGUCUUAGACAAGGAUGUCAAAUCUGAGGUUGCUAUGUUGUAUCCAGAGCUCUACAAAGAUCUUCUUAAGGGGCGACCGUUGUCAUAUAAAACAUUUUUAAUAUGGGUUUUGAUAAGUAUCUAUCAAGGUAGUAUCAUCAUGUAUGGAGCUCUUCUGCUGUUUGAGUCUGAAUUUGUCCACAUUGUGGCCAUUUCCUUCACAUCCCUGAUUCUUACUGAGUUACUGAUGGUGGCAUUAACAAUCCAGACAUGGCACUGGCUCAUGAUAGUGGCAGAGUUGCUCAGCCUCUCCUGCUACAUAGCCUCUCUGGUCUUCUUACAUGAGUUUAUUGAUGUUUACUUCAUUGCAACCUUGUCGUUCUUGUGGAAGGUCACAGUCAUCACUCUGGUGAGCUGCCUUCCUCUCUACGUCCUGAAGUACCUGAGGCGAAGAUUCUCUCCCCCAAGCUACUCGAAGCUCACGUCAUAGAGCUGCUCGGUCUACAGAGCAGAGACUAAUUUUGCACACCACGGAGAGACAAAAAUCAUGUAUUUGUCAUUGUAAGAUGACCUAUGUCCGAUAGGAUUAUGCAGUAAUCAAUAUUAUGUGCUGCUUUAAUGAAAAAGACUAAGAACUGCAGUAAACUGAAACCUAACAGUAAAUAGAGUCUUUUGGGGAGGUGUAGGGCACUUGAUAGUUUGUUCAGUCUUUGUCACUUGGUUUUACUUAAUUGGGGUCAAAUGCAUGUAACUGCAAUGAUAAUUGGUUUCUCAUGUGAGAUCAGAGUACCUGAAAGCUGCUAAAUGACCUUGAAGUUUAUACGUGACAGAUGUUUUGUUUUGUUUUUUUAGUUUAAGUGUCUGUGAUGUUCCUUGCAUUGUGUUAUAUUUUUAUAUUAUUAUUUAUCUUUUCAAUUCGGGUAGAGAGAGUUUUUGUGUGUCUUGGGGAGUCCCUUAAAAUAGGUAAUGUACUGUAUUACCAACAGCUGACUACUGGGUGGUGUCAUGCUGUUUUGAUUGUAGGGUUCCAGUGUUAAAACAGAUCUAUACAUAAUUGAAAACCUGACUGACUGAGUUUUUCCUUCAAUCAAAAUGAAAGAUCUGAACGUAGAAAAUCUAGUGUGUUUUGAUGAUUUCCAGCAGUUAGUGCACAUUGAGAAAUAUCAUCCAAAAAAGGGAAAAUUCCAUUUUGUUUAGCUUUUGUGCUUCUUGUUAAAAGGAGCUGAUGAUAUACAAAUAACUACACUAUAUAGUUAUGUUAUAGGAGCAAAUUACCUAAAUUCAAGCAAAGCCUUUUGGAAGGAAACUUGCAGCUGAUCAGCUUUUGAACGUGUUGACAGCAUAAGAGACUCAUCCUAUUCUGCAGACAAUGUGGCAGACGUGUCUUGAAUCCUUGGAGACUGAAAGGAAAGGUCACAGGGCUGCUACUCUUCACAGUUACAUAAAAUCUGUUUCCUGUUAGGAUGAAUUAAUGAAGAUGAGCUGCAAAUAAGCCUAGGCAGUCAUCUACACGCGCCAUUCAUGACACAGUCUACGAAGAGAGGCAAUUUGAGAUAACUAUGGAAUUUGCAUUGUUUAAAACUGGAACUUGCCUCAAUAGACGUACGUUUGAGAGCAGUCAGAAACUGAGCCCAGGCACAAGAUGGUAGUUUAUUUAAUGUGAAGCACAGAUAAAAAGAUUUCCAUUUAUUUUAAACAGCAAAAUUCCCAGAGGGGGUGUGUUUGGUUUUCUGUUUGUUUGUUUUUUGUUAUUUUAAAAAAGCAUUGACCCACAUAAUUUAUAAAGUAUUCCUUGCGGAUACUGGAAAGCUUAGGAGUAUGGCAAUGAGCUAAUAGAGGCUUCCACCACUGGGUCACAUGUGGCAUAGUUUUAAUCAGGGCCAGCUCUAGGCACCAGCAAAACAAGCUGGUGCUUGGGGCGGCACAUUUUUAGGGGCG